CCUGCGCGAUCUUCUACCAGCUGGAACCCCAGCUUUAAGCUGGACUUGCUGUUGUGGCCCUUUUCAGCGGUUUGUAGCCCUUGAAUGGAAGCUCUGACAGCCACUUACCGACGCACAUAAUAAGGGAGCUUUUAUUGACAAUCAAGUAAACCCGCAGGGCUCCCGUUGCGUAUUGGAGAUGCUGGGUGUCGGGACUGGCACGGUCUGCUGAAUGAAGCAAAUGAGCACCGUAUGCAGGAGGAAACCGAGGUAUUUGGCUUCCCUGAGACUGCACUUUGCAUGAUUGCAGUCAGCUUUUGGCAUGACGUUUCGUGAAACAUUUCAAUCCUUUUCAUUCGGCUCUUAGAAGUACCAAAGGAAAUAUAUGGAAAUCCGCUGAAAUGUUAUUUCAUAUAAAUGCUGCGUAGCAGGUGCCAUGAAACUGUUAAAAGCAGAACAUUCUGAUUUUUAAGCUUAAGUGGAACAGUAUGUCGGUACCAGAUAUGCCCUUCAUUACUAAAGAAACCUGGAGGAAGACAGGACCCGCAUUCCUAAAGAAUGUUCUAGCCAAAGCUUUAUAUGACAAUGUGGCUGAAUCACCGGAUGAGCUGUCCUUUCGCAAGGGGGAUAUCAUGACUGUUUUGGAACGGAACACACAAGGGCUAGAAGGAUGGUGGCUUUGUUCACUGCAUGGACGACAGGGAAUCGUUCCUGGAAACAGACUUAAAAUCUUGGUAGGAAUGUAUGAUAAGAAGCAGCCAAGUGUUACGCAGGGACAGCUACAGGCACCUCAGUCUCCGCUGCCUGGUCACCAGCAAGGGCUGUAUAACAUGCCGUCUCCAUCAUCGCAGUACACUGCAAUGCACCCAGCGUAUCCUACUCUAUCUGAUGAUGUCUACUUAAUGCCUGCAACUGGGAAAGGACAGCAGGGUUUCUACCAGUCACCACCUGGCAUUGCACCUCCCCCACCAAAACAGCACCGUCAAAGGCAAGGAGCUCAUCAGUUCCAGAAUCAGCCUCAAGACAUUUAUCAAGUUCCUCCGUCACAUUCUCAGGGACAGGAUAUCUACCAAGUCCCACCUAGCAGUAAGAGUUCACCUCAGGACAUUUAUCAAGUUCCUCCAUCUGUGGGACCUGGCCCUACUCAGGACAUUUACCAGGUACCACCCUCCAUGGCACAGCUUCAAGACAUCUACCAGGUGCCCCCUUCAAUGGACAAGAGAAGUUGGGAGGGACCAAAGCCAGCCAAUAAGGUAGUAGUCCCAACCAGAGUUGGCCAAGUUUAUGUCUAUGAUGCACACAAGCCAGAACAAGAUGAAUACGAUACCCCAAGGCACCUUCUUCCUCCUCCUGGUUCGCAAGAGAUUUACGAUGUACCACCAACUCGUGGAGGAGCAGCAAAUCAGUACAACCAAGAGUUGUACGAUACUCCUCCUAUGGCAGUGAAGGGUCCAAGUUCUCGGGAACAUGCGCAGGACAUCUACGAUAUUCCACCAAGCGUGGAAAAGAACUGUCAGUCUCAACCAAGUCUGCACCAAAUAGUCUAUGAUAUUCCUCCCUCUGUAAGUAAAGAUGUCCCUGACAGAGCUGUAAGAGAAGAAACUUAUGAUAUUCCUCCAGCAUUUGCAAAGAAGAAAACAUAUGACCCUCCCAGGCUACCUUCUCAGGCACUUUUACAUGCUGGUCCUGUACAGGAAGAGUUUCAGUCAGAUGAUGUGUAUGACAUACCUCCACCAGGUGGGAAAGUCAUGGAUGUAACUAUUUCUCAAGAUAUUUAUGAUGUUCCACCAAGCUUGAAGAAGCCUGGGGGACAUAUAUUGUUUCAGGAUGUCUAUGAUGUCCCAAGAGAGGUUUUAGGGCCUUCUAGUGGGAAGGCCACCAUUGAGGAUGACACAGACUACAUAUAUGAUAUUCCUCCUCAAGUGGACAGAGAUGUGAAAGCAUCAGAAGAACUGACAAACAAUUUCAAGAGAUUAUCUGCUUCAAGCACUGGUAGUACACGAAGUAAUGUUUCCACCUCCUCACUUGACAUUAUCCCUGUUAAGGAGUCUGCUGCCAUCUCACCUAAGACAACUGGAAAGGAGCUGAAUUUGGACUUAGAUGUUGCAAUGGACAUGUUGGCAAAGUUGCAGCACAGUGUUGAAAGUUCUGUCUCCCAUCUAAUGUCCUUCAUCAACAAAAGCUGGAGAACUCCUGAGCAGAUGGAACCAAAUGUACAAAAUAUCAGGACUGCUGUAGAAAGAGUAAAAAAUUCUGUAAAAGAUUUGCUUGAAUUUUCACGAGGGGCUGUCAAUAAUGCCGCUCAAGCAACAGAUCGCACUUUAUACACAAAGCUCAGUAAACAGCUUCAGAAAAUGGAGGAAGCUUAUCAGAUUCUACUAAAACACACUCAGGCACUUGACAGUUGUAACUGGGCUAUAAAUGCAUUGGUUAUAAACAAGCAGAACUCUUCCGAUGACUUGGACCGAAUUGUCAUGCACUCUCGAGGAAUUCCUGAUGACACAAAACAGCUUGCAUCCUUUUUGCAUGGGAAUGCUUCAUUACUUUUUAAAAGGACAAAGCAUCAGUCUGUUUCAGGGGACUCAAAACGAGAUUCCUCCCAGAUGGGACUUGAGAGUGGUAGCAUGGUGUCAAAUAACAACCUUCAGGUCCAUCAUACAGGGUCCACAGACAAAUCAAACAUUCAGUCCAGGCCUCUGCCAUCCCCACCUAAAUUCACUGCAGAGGAGUCGCCAGAGGAUCAUUAUGAAAACAGUGAAAGCGGCUGGAUGGAAGAUUAUGAUUAUGUCCAUUUACAGGGGAAGGAAGAAUUUGAAAAGACACAGAAAGAGUUGCUAGAAAAAGGAAAUAUUAUGCGACACGGCAAGGGACAGUUGGAGCAGCAGCAGCUGAAACAAUUUGAACGUCUGGAAGAAGAAGUCACCAGGCCGAUAGACAAUGAUUUAUCCAAUUGGAAGCCACCUCAGCACUAUGCCCAGGUCCGUAGCAAAUUAUGCUCCUCAGACAAACAGCUCCUGCUGUUUUACACAGAACAGUGUGACGCCAACAUCACAACCCUAACUAAUGCCAUUGAUGCCUUCUUCACCUCCAUUAACACCAACCAACCACCUAAGAUCUUUGUGGCCCAUAGCAAGUUUGUUAUUCUCAGUGCUCAUAAGCUGGUGUUCAUUGGUGACACAUUGUCUCGCCAGGCCAAAGCCCAAGACAUCCGCAAUAAAGUAACGCACCACAGCAACCUUCUGUGCAAUAUGCUUAAGGAGAUUGUGGUUACUACAAAGACUGCAGCCCUCCAAUAUCCAUCCGCAACAGCUGCCAAGGAAAUGAUGGAUCGGGUGAAAGAGUUGUCCAACAACAUGCAGCAGUUUAAGAUGGCACUUGGACAGCUAGCAUCUAUGUAAAGACUUGCAGCUCCACUGUUGAACUUACCUGAACAUUUAUGUUUUUAAAAAAAACAACAGAGUAAACAAAUAUUUAGGCAAAUGAUGCCAAUGGCUAUAUAUAAAUCAGUGUAUAUAUUUAAGAUAUUUCCACAAAGAAAAGAAUUAUACAUUUUCUGGUUUGUCGACAGAGUAAUGUAGUUUUUAGACUGUACCAGUUAUUACUCAAGGGUGUUUCCAUUUCAAACACUGUAAUAGUACUUAUUCUGUUUUAUUGGGGAAAACAUUUGUAAGUCUGUCCCUUAAUAUGAAGAAAUGCCAAUAAUUAUUUUUCCGUAUCAAUUUUGAUCAGUUAACUAAUGGACUAUAUUUUCAAAGUCUGUUUUGGAGUAAAGAAAGAUAAUUAGUGGAUUAAAAUAGAGAAGAGGGGCUCAUGCUGUGACCGACGAUAAUUAUAGUCAUAGUGUUUAACACUGUCUUGGGACUUUUUUUAAUUAGUGAGCUCUCGUCACUAAUUAAAGAGUUCUAAUCAGGUAUAAUGAAUCAUUUUAACAGUAUCUCAUCUGAGACUGGAAAAGAAAAGGCUUGGAUGAAGAUCUUUUGGAGAAAACUUAGUGUGUCUCAGGACUGCAGAGACAAAGUGCACAUUUAAGCAUCUUUUAUGUCAUGCCUGAAUGAGAGUUAGACACGCCACUGCAAUUCAAGUUUGAUUCUCUCUUCCAUUACCAGCUGUAGCGGAAAAGCAAAUGACUGUGCCUUGUAAUUGUAAAGCUUCUGCUGGUUACCAGAGCUAUGAAAUUCUCCUUCGCAGCCUGUAUUUAUACUCCUUGGAUGUACUGUAUUAAUGUGGGAGCAUAAAGUUUUUCCUAGAACUA
Protopterus annectens (West African lungfish) is the source of this 4231-nucleotide messenger RNA. RefSeq names its product BCAR1 scaffold protein, Cas family member (gene BCAR1). Bases 468 to 3377 code for a protein of 969 amino acids. Gene Ontology annotation, cellular component: cytoplasm; plasma membrane; focal adhesion. Gene Ontology annotation, molecular function: protein binding. NCBI's taxonomy places the organism in Eukaryota, Metazoa, Chordata, Ceratodontiformes, Protopteridae. The transcript is spliced from 8 exons. The record is from RefSeq and is a predicted model, not a curated record. Gene Ontology annotation, biological process: cell migration; cell surface receptor protein tyrosine kinase signaling pathway.